Messenger RNA from Anopheles moucheti, 1511 nucleotides. Its product is annotated as protein yellow. Bases 142 to 1419 code for a protein of 425 amino acids. Gene Ontology annotation, cellular component: extracellular region. The record is from RefSeq and is a predicted model, not a curated record. NCBI's taxonomy places the organism in Eukaryota, Metazoa, Arthropoda, Insecta, Diptera, Culicidae. The transcript has 4 exons.
UUCGUGGUGCUGUCCGGACGCGUCCGCGCGCAUUGGUGCUGUUUGUUUGUUGAUACAUUGGUAGAACAAGCUGUGACGAGCGAUCGUUUGGUGCUGUGUAUAAUAGAAGGGUCGUUCAUAAAACAAAACAACCGCUCAGUUAUGAAGCUCGGUUCACAUAACCUAGUGCUUUCGAUUACCGCUCUAGGGGCGCUGUUGCUUCUACCCGAUGCGUUUGGUGUAAAGCUUAAGGAAAAGUUCAAGUGGCGCGAGGUAUCCUUCGCCUGGCCUUCGGAAGAUGUUAAGCAGGAGGCAUUAGCUGCCGGAAAAUAUAUCGUACACAACAAUCUCCCACUCGGUCUAGAACGCUGGCGAGACAAACUGUUUAUCACGGUUCCAAGAUGGAAGUCAGGUGUAGCAGCAUCACUGACGUACGUAAACGUGUCCGACGGAAUGAGUCCGGAUUUGCACCCUUACCCGGGAUGGGACGAAAAUCUACUCCCUACAGAACGUAAUGGAGCAUCAGACGAAGGAUCAAGCUAUUUGAAGAAUAAUGCAUCCAUCAUUUCCACCUUCCGCGUUCGUGCCGAUGAGUGCGAUCGUCUAUGGGUUAUGGACACCGGGCUUGCAGAUAUUCUCGGCGAUGCUGUUCAAUACGCUCCACCUUCGCUUGUACUGUUUGACUUGUAUACGGACAAACUAAUUCGGCGACACUUUUUCAACAGUACCUUACUCAAGGAAGAUUCCUUCUUUGCGAACGUCAUCAUUGACACCGAGCGGGGAGAUUGCGACAAUGCUCAUGCCUACAUUCCGGAUCUGGGAAGCUAUGCGGUGGUCGUGUAUUCUCUGGCGGAGGAUCGAUCGUGGCGCGUUAAGCAUAACUUCUUCCACUUCGAUCCGCUCGCGGGCGACUAUAACAUCGGUGGUGUAAACUUCCAAUGGACGGACGGUGUGUUUGGUAUGGCUGUGGGUAAACGCUUGCAGGACGGUACUAGACCCGUGUACUUCCACGCCUUUUCCAGCACUAAGGAGUUUAUGGUAUCGAACACGGUGCUGAAAAAUGAAUCGUACGCACAGAGUCCCCAGGCAUACUAUGAUUACAAGCUUCUGGGUGACCGUGGACCAAACUCGCAAUCGUCUGCCGAAUUCUAUGAUUCGGAAACGGGUGUUAUUUUCUACACCCAGGUGAACAAGGACGGUGUGGGUUGCUGGAAUACGGUCAUGCCACUAACCGCGGACACCCAGGGACUGGUUGAUUCGGACAGCGAUGCGCUUGUGUUUCCGAACGAUCUUAAGGUGGAUAACGAGGGUACGCUGUGGGUACUGUCCGAUCGGUUGCCCAUGUUUAUUUUUACCAGCUUGGAUGCAGAGCAGUACAACUAUCGCAUUUUGGUGGGAGAAACUCGAGACAUUAUCAAGGGAACACCGUGUGAUAAGUAAGCAGAUAAAUCUACAGAACACAAAACAGACCAGCACUAAGCGCUCUUUCAGUGAGGCGUUUCUUCACCAAUAAAAGUAACGAACAUUACGAU